Messenger RNA from Hypoxylon fragiforme, 2678 nucleotides. RefSeq names its product HCO3 transporter family-domain-containing protein. The record is from RefSeq and is a predicted model, not a curated record. Lineage: Eukaryota; Fungi; Ascomycota; Sordariomycetes; Xylariales; Hypoxylaceae. Gene Ontology annotation, biological process: monoatomic ion homeostasis; monoatomic anion transport; transmembrane transport. Gene Ontology annotation, cellular component: plasma membrane; fungal-type vacuole. The coding region runs from base 402 to 2489 and encodes 695 amino acids. The transcript has 4 exons. Gene Ontology annotation, molecular function: solute:inorganic anion antiporter activity; borate efflux transmembrane transporter activity.
UGUAUUGUACUGUGCAGAUGUCCGACUAGGACACACCGCCACCUACUUAUAAUAUACUUACCUACCUACCGAUCGGUAGUUGAUUACGGGGUCUAACUCAAGUUGGCAUUGUCUCGUAAUAGCCACAUCCUUUAAUUUUUGAUACAAGUCGAUGUCUCUUGGGUGUAUCUAGACAUUGGAUGGUGAUUAAUUACUACCUAGGAUAUGUCGCCGGCUUCGUCUCUUUGUGUUCUUCCAAACUGAUCGGUCUACUCUAGACGCCACCUCAGUCAAGCUGUCUACCUACCCAUUGAUAUCUGCCUAGUACCUACCGAUUAUUAUAGGUACCUAGAUUCACACGGAUGACAUCUCGACUUUGAUAGUACCUACCCAUCUACCUAGCUAGGUACCUGCACACAAAGAUGUCUCGGACCGCCGACUCUCUCACCCUGCCAACGGCCAUGCAUUCCUCUGGGAAUAGCGGCCGCGGCGCCGCAGCCGAGUCGGAGACCGAGUCCGGCCCGUCGCUGAGCGGGAGAAUCCGGCGUUGGGUAACGUCGCGCAAUGCUGACUCCUCCUCCCAACACCAACACCGUAGCCAGCACCGCAGCGGUCGCACGAAUUCGGCGGAACGCGGUGCCGGUGGCGAUGGUUGGUGGAAGAUACACUUCUUCCGCGGCAUGGUCAACGACGUGCGCCGCCGCGCGCCGUACUACUGGAGCGAUUGGCGCGACGCCUGGGAUUAUCGCGUCGUGCCGUCGACGAUUUAUAUGUAUUUUGCUAAUAUCCUACCGGCCUUGGCCUUCUCUCUCGACAUGUUCACUAAGACGAACAUGAUGUACGGCGUAAAUGAAGUACUGCUGUCGUCUGUUCUCGGCGCCGUCGUCUUCGCUGUGCUGGCGUGCCAGCCGCUGGUUAUUGUUGGAGUCACGGGCCCUAUUACCGUGUUUAACUACACGGUCUACGACAUCAUGAUGCCCACCGGAACCAACUACCUGGCCUUCAUGUGUUGGAUCGGCCUGUGGUCGCUCGUCUUCCACUGGGUCCUGGCCAUCACCAACUCGUGCAACUGGCUGCGGUACGUGACGCGGUUCCCCUGCGACAUCUUCGGCUUCUACGUCGCCUUCAUCUACCUGCAGAAGGGCAUCCAGGUGCUCGAGCGCUUCGGCAAUGACUCCCCCUUCUACCUGUCCGUCAUGGUCGCCCUGCUCGUCUUCAUGAUCGCCUACGCCUGCGGCGAGCUCGGCGAGAGCCCCCUGUUCCGCCACCCCGUGCGGGUGUUUCUGAAGGACUACGGUACCCCGCUGACUGUUAUCUUCUUCACGGGCUUCGUGCACUUCGGCCGCAUGCAGUCCAUCGAGCUCGAGAAGCUGCCGACGAAUGCGGCGUUCUCCCCGACCGCUGACAGGAGCUGGCUUGUUGAUUUCUGGGAGAUCUCGCUCGGGGACGUGUUUAUUGCCAUCCCCUUCGCGAUCCUGCUCACGAUUCUGUUUUAUUUUGACCAUAAUGUCUCCUCCCUCAUCGCGCAGGGAACCGAGUUCCCCCUGCGCAAACCGGCCGGCUUCCACUGGGACCUCUUCCUCCUCGGCCUGACCACCGGCGUCGCCGGCAUCCUCGGGCUCCCCUUCCCCAACGGCCUCAUCCCCCAAGCCCCAUUCCACACCGAAUCCCUCUGCGUGACGAAAGUCGAGGCCGACGCAGACGAGGAGGCGAAGGGGCACUACGUGCUCAAGCGCACGCACGUCGUCGAGCAGCGCGUCUCCAACCUCGCGCAGGGCCUCCUCACGCUCGGCACCAUGACCGGCCCCCUCCUGCUCGUCCUCCACCUCAUCCCCCAGGCCGUCCUCGCCGGCCUCUUCUUCAUCAUGGGCUACCAGGCCCUCGCCGCCAACGGCAUCACCGCCAAGCUGCUCUUCCUCCUGCGCGACAGCGCGCUCACGCCCGGCGGGCACCCGCUCGCGCGGAUCCCGCGCCGCGCCGCGGUCUGGAGCUUCGUGGCGGUCGAGCUGGCGGCGUUCGGAGCCACGUUCGCGAUCACGCAGACGGUUGCGGCGGUCGGGUUCCCGGUGGUCAUCCUGGCGCUGAUACCGGUGCGCGCGAUCGUGCUGCCGAGGGUGUUCACGCCGCUGGAGCUGGGGAUCUUGGACGCGCCGACGGCGAGCCCGUUUACGAUGGAGAGUGUGGGCGGCUCGGUCGCUGCUGCUGCUUCUGGGCAGGAUGAGACUGUCGAUGGGAGUGGGAGCAGCAGCAGCAGCAGCAGUAGUGGUAAUGGUGGUGGGAUCUUCGAGAACGGGGGUAGUGGCGCGACGGGGAGCGAGAACCCGAGCGUCACGGGGCUAGGUGCGGGUGUGAAAGAUGGGGGAGGGAGGAAAAGCGAGGAAGCGCUCGCUGAAGAGGGUCGUGGGAGGACGGUUGAGGAUGUUGGGACGCGCGAGGCGAUUGAGAUGGGGCGGUUGGGCGUUAGUCGGAGGGGACACCCUGGGAGGAGCGUGGAUGGGGGUGAGAGGUAGGUCUUCUGGGCUCGAGACGCGGGCUAGAAGGUGCAUAUAUCAUUGCUUGGCAGUUACGCUUUGGAAGAUAGAGCUUUUGGUAUAUGCGUGGUAGGUAGUGUUGGGUCAGUUACCUAGGUGUGUACCCACAAGGAGAUUGACUUAGUGUGAGUCGUAGAUUUAUAUAUCGACCGAUCGGAGAUAUAUUUG